Molecule: messenger RNA, 2700 nt
Organism: Saccostrea echinata
Lineage: Eukaryota; Metazoa; Mollusca; Bivalvia; Ostreida; Ostreidae
Product: integrin alpha-2-like
Exons: 17
Coding region: 31-2700 (889 amino acids)
Biological process (GO): cell adhesion mediated by integrin; cell-matrix adhesion; cell-cell adhesion
Cellular component (GO): integrin complex; external side of plasma membrane
Molecular function (GO): integrin binding
Source: RefSeq, a predicted model, not a curated record
AAAUUUAACUGCAGAGAUUUUAAAUGGAAAAUGGUUAGCAGAGCGACAUACUUCCUACUCCUUAUCUUGCCUGUAAUCUCUGGAUUUAAUAUCGGUAUCAAGGGGGUCAAUAUUUUGACUGGAGAACCUGGAUCUAUGUUUGGAUAUUCCCUAAACUUCGCCACCCGGCGUAAUAAUGUAUGGUUGUUGGUUGGAGCGCCAAAGGCAACAGAUAAAGCCCAAAAUUUGAUCACAGGGACUUUGUACUACUGUACCCCUCCUCUUAGGAAUUUGACUGACUGCAAACAGCUUUCAAGUGGACAACUCCCAGGUGUAGUACUAGGAGAUGAGUUUACAGAACAGCGGUCAGAGAUGUGGCUGGGAGCUUCUGUUGACGUGGGACAAUUUGCCGAGGCAGUCACGUUCUGUGCACCACGUUGGAGAAGAAAUGGUCCUGAUGGUAAUGUUACUGCAAUGAAUGGAUUGUGUUAUGAAGUACCAUUUGGAGUAUUAGAAGGGGACGAUUCUGGGCUCAUAAAUCCAGCAAUAUUGAACGGGUUGUAUAAUUCUGAUCCCUCAGAUCAAUUUACGGAGUAUGACGAGGCUAUGUUCAACCAGACCAUCAAAUACGGAGUAUCGGCUUCAGGACUUUCUAUAACGUACAAUGGCAGUGAAAUUUGGAUUGGUUCACCGGGUUUAAAUGAGCUUGCAGGUGGAGUAAUCAUUUUGAAAAGUACUUCCUACUCAGUUAAGAGUGAAAACACCACGGGCGCCAAACAGGGACAGUUGUAUGGUUAUGCUGUGAGUGUCGGUAGGUUUUAUAGUGACAAAAUAUCUUACGUUGCUAUGGGUGGUCCAAGGGAUGGUGGCUCUGGCAAGGUACUUAUAAUGGAUUCAAAUUACAACACCAAAGAAAGGUUAAUUGGACUGGAGCCUGGGAGCUAUUUUGGAUCUGUUUUAUGUGUUAUUCCUGGGAAGGGCGAUGCUACUGACUAUCUACUUGUUGGAGCCCCAAUGUACAGUGAUAUACAGACGUAUUCUAAUAACUACCAGACUACAGAGGAGAUGGGGAGAGUGUAUGUGUACGUUAAAAGUCAGACAAAUGAAAGUUUACAGGUAAUGCAGAUAUUAGAAGGAUCUAGAACUAUAGGGUCCAGAUUUGGUUUUGCCAUGGCUAACCUGAACGAUAUAAAUAACGAUGGAUUUAAUGAUGUAGUUAUUGGGGCCCCCUUUGAGAGUGAUGGACAGGGAGCAGUGUACGUGUAUAUGGGGUACAAGAGGGGAUUUUUUUUGACACAGACAAUUACUGCUGCAAGUGUGGCCCCAUCUGGUAAAACACUUUCAUCCUUUGGCAGCUCAUUCACUCAGCAUCCGGCAGAUUUUAAUAAUGAUAAACUUUCAGAUCUCGCCAUUGGUGCAUCCUUUUCGGACAUGGCUUUUGUUCUUUUUACAAAUCCUCCAAUUACAAUGAUAGUGGACAUUAAGACCAACCUCACGACAUCUUCAGAAGGGGGCGGUGCUAGAAUCAUUGCACAAAACACCACGGGUUUCACACUCAAUGUCUGUUUUGAUUAUGAAGGAGAGAACAUUCCAUCAGACGUGUUGGUGACGUAUGAAAUUACAGCUGAUCCUGCUUUCCUCAAGAGCAGAAUCUCCCAAGUAGAACGCAUUUGCUUUAAACAGUCAGACACGAGUUGUGUUAACAAAGUUGCCAGAAACUUUAAAGUAUUCAAAGCCCCAUCAGAGCUGACCUGUACUACUUCUCCUCUAGAAGUAAUGGUUAGGGAUGACUGGACGAACAUGAGAGGCUUGUUUGUUCCUGUGGACUUUGAUGUGGAGUUCAAUGUGUCCACUUCUGGUAAUACAGAGUGUACCGUUAGCUGUCCCGUAGUCAACAAGUUUGAUCCCACCAACGAUGACCCAUUUGCUAAGAUUCGUAAAUAUUCGUAUCAACUGGCGAGGGAAGGCUGUGGUUCUGACAACAUCUGUGCCUCUGAUGUCCAGCUACUGGUCACUUCACCAGACACACUGGUUACAGGACCUAAAUCAGAAUAUGUUGUAGACGUGUCUGUCAGCAAUCAUGGAGAUUCAUCUUAUAAUACAGAAAUCUUCUUUACUUUCCAUCAAAAUAUGACAUUAUCCUUCAUAGAUGAUGAAAGACUAAUUUGUUCAUCGACUGCUGGUUCUUUGAAGUGUUCAUUUCACAAACAGCGGUUUAACAAAGGUGAACAGUUUCAAUUCAAAGUCCGUUUUGACAGUAGCAAGUUACUGCCUGUUAUCGACACUUUUAAUCUGAAGGUAGAGGUUAAAUCUGACAGUAAUGAUAUCAGCAUGCAGGACAAUACAUUUAAUAAAACGGUCAGAUUAUUGACGAAAGUGGUAGCUAUUUACAAUGUGGCUGCAAAUCCAGAUACUUAUAUAACAAAAACAGACCCAAAGAAUCCCAUCAUAGAAGUAAACCACAGCGUUCAGAUAGUGAACACUGGACCCAGUGACCUUUUGGACACGCUGACCUUCAUCCUGGAGUACCCACAGUCAAGCCAAGUUAAACCAACGAGAAUUCAUUUGAAUGUUUCCUCUGCGACUAACUACACUCUGAUACAGUGCCGGGAUCAAGUUUUAGUACCAGAGGGUGAGACAACUCUAACCUACAGAGCGUUUAUCAUUUUUGUGGAUGAAACAGGAAACUCUAAUUCGGCCAACAAUUUUGUGAGCACUUAA